Messenger RNA from Triticum aestivum (bread wheat), 1091 nucleotides. RefSeq lists its product as uncharacterized. The record is from RefSeq and is a predicted model, not a curated record. The coding region runs from base 1 to 783 and encodes 260 amino acids. The transcript has 2 exons. NCBI's taxonomy places the organism in Eukaryota, Viridiplantae, Streptophyta, Magnoliopsida, Poales, Poaceae.
AUGCCGCAACCAUGUGUUGCUCCACCGCCUGCAUCCGUCAUCCAAGCUGAUGUGCCAUUACAACCUGUCCUUGAGCAGCAGGCUGAGCUACUUUGCGUUGAGCUUCGCGAAUGCCUUGUGCGUGUUGAGAGUGUCUUGGCAAGGGCGGAGGUUGCUCUUGGUAAACUUCAGGUUGUGUCGAUUGGGUCUCUACUUCCCGAGCUUCAGGUUGGCUCUGCAGAUGGAGAGGAAGUCGACCUCUAUGGAGGGUUCUCUCCUCGUGCUAGACCCUGCUCUAUGGUGUCGACUGACGUUGGGGGUGAAGUGAUUGUUGAGGAUGUGGCUCCAAUUCUACAGAUUAUGCCUGAGUUGACAGUGCUAUGUGAGGAGUCCACUCCACCUCUUUCGGUGGCGAUUCCGAAGGAGAUGGGCUUGCUAGGGGCGUUGGCGGUGCCCAUGACACCCUCACCACCGCCCUUGGAGUCUAGCCAGAUAGACUUUAUGGUGUGUGCAGGUUUGGAUGCCUCGGUCACGCGCUUGCCUGUGACCGUUGGGCACGUGGUGCCCCCAGGUGGAGAUGUUGUUGGGACAAAUACGUUGGCACCUUGUUCCGAUGCUCUCUUUGCAAAAGAGCUUUGCAGCUUGCUCUCUAGCUUGGAGGCGGCUAGCCCUGGGUCUGGUAAAGUGGUUGCAUGCAUCCUGACCGAAAAGUUUAACAAAGACAAGAUCAAAAAGGUGGAGAAGUCUCUCAAAAGCAAAAACAAGAAGAGUGAUGCCUUAGGGAAGGCGUCUGCGGCUGCUUAAUGGCUGCUCCUUGGUCUUAUGGGCCGUCCUCAUGGUUUAGCUUAUCAUCGUGGUUUUUGGGGGGUCAUUUCUCUACAUCCGAGGUGUUCUUUUUGGGGAUUCCUUUGCGAUGUAGAUGCGUGUGGGCUUGGGUCUGUUGCUUGUUGGAAAUGUCUGUAGGGUCGACAGUGCGAUCUUGGGGGUUUAGACUUUGGGAGUAGUCCGCAUGUGAUUUGUUUGUAUUGGUUUUCGCCCGGUUUUCCAUUAAUUAACCGGACAACUCUCUUCUUCUUAAUUAAUCGAUGAGGCAAAUCUUUUGCCUCCGUUUC